Helianthus annuus (common sunflower) is the source of this 1030-nucleotide messenger RNA. RefSeq names its product ATP synthase subunit O, mitochondrial. NCBI's taxonomy places the organism in Eukaryota, Viridiplantae, Streptophyta, Magnoliopsida, Asterales, Asteraceae. Gene Ontology annotation, biological process: proton motive force-driven mitochondrial ATP synthesis. The record is from RefSeq and is a predicted model, not a curated record. Gene Ontology annotation, cellular component: membrane. Gene Ontology annotation, molecular function: proton-transporting ATP synthase activity, rotational mechanism. Bases 131 to 868 code for a protein of 245 amino acids. The transcript has 6 exons.
CCUGGGUAACCCGAAUAUAUUAACCCGUCCGUUAUCGGGCCACCCGUUAUCAGUUUAAGCUUCAUCACUUCUAUUGAAAUUAGGGUUUCCUUCUAUCGGCGAAUUCAUCUAGGGUUUGUUCUAAAUUCUAAUGGCAAUGGCUGCUACAGUCCGAUCAAGCGUCACUGGUUUCACCAAAUCUCUCAUUUCAACUCAGAGAUCCACCGUCGCACGAGCCGUUAUUUGCCCUAAUUUCACCAGUUCCGAGCAAUUGAGAAAUUUUGCUUCUGGUUCUGCUCCAAAGGAUGUAAAGAUCAAGGUGCCUGUAGCUAUGUUUGGAGGCUCCGGAAACUACGCAUCUGCAUUAUUCAUUGCAGCAGCAAAAGCCAACGCAUUGGAAAAAGUCGAAUCAGAACUUGCUGAUUUUGUUUCAGCCACUACUAAAGCCUCGACAUUUUCUCAAUUCAUGAAAGAUUUGGCAGUACCAGCCGAUAUUAGAGUGAAGGCCAUUAAUGAAAUUUCUACUCAAGCUAAAUUCUCAGACAUCACAAAGAAUUUUUUAGUCGUUUUGGCUGACAAUGGGCGGCUUCGACAUGUUGAUACUAUUGCUAAGAGAUUUUCAGAUUUGACCAUGGCGCAUCGUGGAGAAGUUAAAGCUAUUGUCACUACUGUGAUUCCGCUCCCUGCUGCAGAGGAGAAAGAACUGAAAGAAACUUUACAGGAAAUACUUGGUAAAGGGAAAAAGGUUCAUCUUGAGCAGAAGAUUGAUCCCAGUAUUCUUGGCGGGCUUGUGGUGGAAUUCGGGCAAAAGGUUUUUGACAUGUCGAUAAAGACCAGGGCAAGGCAAAUGGAGCGGUUCUUGCGUGAUCCAGUUAACUUUGAUGCCUAAGAAGGCGUCGUGUAAGGCUUUUUGAAAUAUAUUAAUUCGAUCCCUAGAAAGAAUGUUUUCUCUUUCUGGAGUUUUUCUUUCAUUCAUGACAUCUGGUUAAUUGAUGAAAUAAAAGUUACUGUGCUCUAAUUUUGCUAUUUGAAAAUGUUCUUUGGAUGUUAA